AUGGGCGCUCCAGAAGAGCCCAAGGUCUCCGACUCAGCGGCCUCUUCGAUACCACAGGAGGCCGAGACUAUUGUUAAUGAAAAAUAUGCCGACGUUACGCUGCGCAUCUUGGAGGACCACGGCGACGAGUUUGGUCCGUUGACGCCUGAAAAGGAGAAGAAGCUGAGGCGAAAGCUAUACUGGCAUGUGAUGGGCUUACUGUCCGCUAUCAACCUGCUACUCUUUAUUGACAAGUCAACCCUGGGUUACUCUGCCCUGCUGGGCUUGUUCGAAGAGACUGGCAUUGACAAGGCCCAGUACAACAACCUCGGGACUUUCUUCUAUGUCGGAUAUAUCGUCGCGCAGUGGCCCGGACACUAUGCCAUGCAAAGGCUUCCAUUCGGCAAAUUCGUCGCUGGGCUCGUCUUCAUGUGGGGUGUCACCCUCCUCCUUCACUGCGUCGCCACAAGAUACGCCGGUCUGGUAGUCCUGCGACUGGCCCUCGGGGCAGCUGAAUCGGUCGUUGUGCCCGCGAUGGAGAUGACAAUUGGCAUGUUCUUCAACCGCCACGAACAGUCCUUUCUGCAACCAGUUCUUUGGAUCACCUCGGCGCUGGCCCCUGUCUGUGCCGCCUUUAUCUCGUACGGUCUACUCUGGAGCCACAGCAAUAUCUUACCCUGGAAGCUCUUCAUGAUCAUCACAGGCGGUGUCUCGACUCUUCUCUCUAUCCUUGUUUGGUUCCGAUACCCAAGUAACCCCGGCGAGGCCAAGUUCCUGACACUGGAGGAGAAGGUGCACGCAAUCAGACGGGUGCACGAAUCAAGCCAAAGCUCGAUUGAGCAGAAGCAGUUCAAACGCCCGCACUUUAUCGAAACCCUUCGCGAUCCCGUUUCGUGGCUGUUCGCCCUGCAGUCCUUCACGCUGAUGAUGUCUAACAACCUCACCUACGGCCAGCAGAAUCUCAUCACCCAGGCUCUGGGCGUGGACGAUCUCGGCUCAACCCUGGUAGCGGCAGCAGGGGGUGGCUUUGGUGUCGCGGUUUGCAUCGCAGGAGUCUUUGCCCUGCGGUGGUGGCCCUCGAAUCUCGCCCUGCAUGGGUUGGCCUGGUGUAUCCCCGCCAUUGCAGGCGGUAUUGGCAUGGUGGCAGUCAAUUGGGACGCAAAGCUAGCAAUGCUGGCAUGUCUGCUACUAGCGGGACAUACAUAUGGAAACACGUAUAUUAUCGCGCUUGGCUGGACGACCUCGUCGGCCUCCGGCUAUACCAAGAAACUCACCCGCAAUGUCAUGUUCAUGGUUGGAUAUUCCAUUGCUAAUCUGUGCUCCCCACAGAUAUGGGUUCCCAAGGAUGCGCCGCGCUAUUAUGGGGCAUGGAUUGCGCAGAUUGUGGUCAGCUGGACGGGUACACCGGUUAUACUGUUCGUUAUUCGGUAUAUCUUGAAGCGUCGGAAUGCGGAGCGUAAAGCGUGGGCUGAAAGUUUGACGGAGGAGGAGAGACUCGCUCAUGAGUUUGGCGAGGUCGAACAGUAUGAUACAGAUGGCACGGUGGUACGCAGGAAGGUCGAUAUUACCAUGUUGGAUUUGACUGACUUGGAGAAUCGAUUCUUCAUCUAUCCGAUUUAA
This is a messenger RNA of Aspergillus puulaauensis, 1599 nucleotides long. RefSeq lists its product as uncharacterized. Gene Ontology annotation, cellular component: membrane. Gene Ontology annotation, molecular function: L-cysteine transmembrane transporter activity. Bases 1 to 1599 code for a protein of 532 amino acids. The record is from RefSeq and is a predicted model, not a curated record. The transcript has 3 exons. Gene Ontology annotation, biological process: L-cysteine transport; transmembrane transport. NCBI's taxonomy places the organism in Eukaryota, Fungi, Ascomycota, Eurotiomycetes, Eurotiales, Aspergillaceae.